Molecule: messenger RNA, 2351 nt
Organism: Mugil cephalus (flathead mullet)
Lineage: Eukaryota; Metazoa; Chordata; Actinopteri; Mugiliformes; Mugilidae
Product: protocadherin gamma-C4-like
Exons: 1
Coding region: 765-2204 (479 amino acids)
Biological process (GO): homophilic cell-cell adhesion
Cellular component (GO): plasma membrane
Molecular function (GO): calcium ion binding
Source: RefSeq, a predicted model, not a curated record
AUGAUGAUGCACGUCAUCAGUAAGUAUGGGAUAGGCUGCAUUUUAUAUGUUUUCCCCUCCUUUAUUAAACAUUGUGUUUAGUUUUUACGCGAUUUUCUCUAUUGAUUAUUCCAUAGGCUUGGUUUUACAAUAAUGCAUUAUUUCAUGUUACAUAAAUAUUUUGUUCAAUCAGUUUCUGUUUUCAGUUCAGUCAAGCAAACACAAAAGUGUUUCUGGUAUUCGGGGCAUAUACAGUGUUGGAUUUCUUUGAGUUUUGUUGGAUUUUUUGUUGCUCCCCUACGGUAUAAAUUACACUGUGUUUCAGCACCUCAUGGUUGGACAGCGAAAUCCUAUCUAGGCGGCUGCAUAAUGUCAAUGUAUUUAUCGGUAUCAAUUCACAAAGGGGGUUUUUAGUAAACAAAAUAUAGAUUAUUAAUCCUGUGAUUCUAGCCAGUGCUCGAUAUAUGUGCAUUAAGGCAUUUUAUCAUUUCAUUCAUAUACUCUUAAUGCAUCGGGAUGGACCGUUUCAUGUGUAGCUGUGUCUUUAAAAGCCCGACUCCCUUCUCAGAGGAUGGUUAAGAUGGAUGUUGUCCACCAAUGAACUGUGGAACUGUACAAAGAGAUCUAGUCCCUCCCCCAUGCAGCCUCGGCACCAUAAACGUUUCAUUUCAGUGAGCUGCAUGAGAGAGAGUGAUGCUGGCAAAGGAUGUAAAACCGAAAAAAUAUAGAUUUAAGUAUGAAUUUAUUUUGGGUCGUUACUUUGGAUUAACGUGUUAUGGCUAUGGAUGGUGAAUGUCACAUUUUCGAUUACUUCACUGGGAAGUAAUUCUGGAGGAUCCGAGAUGACAAAGACAAUAGGAUACCGAGACUGGAGAUGGCUGGCUCUUUGGUGGCAUCAUUUCUUUUUCUUGUGGAGUACAAUAGACGGACAGACUCGUUACAGUGUACCAGAGGAACUAAAACAGGGAUCUAUUGUAGGAAAUCUUGCCAAAGAUCUUGGUUUGGGAUUGUCUGAAAUUUUCGAUCGUAAACUGCGUGUCGCCUCUGAGGCUGGUAAGCAGUAUUUCAGUGUGGAUGCGGGGAAGGGCGAGCUGGUGGUGAGCGACAGAAUAGACAGAGAGGCUUUAUGCGGACAAAGCGCCAGCUGCGUUUUACCUCUGCAAGUAGUCAUUGAUAAGCCUUUGCAGUUAUACCGAGUAGAGGUGGAAAUACAAGACAUCAAUGAUAAUUCUCCCGUAUUUCCUAAAUCAGAAAUUAUAUUACAAAUAGCUGAGUCGACAGCGGCGGGAGCUCGUUUUCCUUUGGAGCCCGCGCAAGACCUUGAUGUCGGAGUGAACUCAGUGAGAUCGUAUACGUUAAGUAAAGACGAUUUUUUUAGUUUAAAAAUCAAAGAUGUGUCCGGUGGAAGAAAAGUGCCAGAGUUAGUGCUGUCUAAAUCCCUUGAUAGAGAAAAAAAAUCCAAACAUCAGUUGCAACUAACCGCGAUAGACGGUGGAAAUCCAGUGAAAUCCGGAAUAUCCCAGAUAACUGUAAAUGUGCUGGACAAUAAUGAUAAUUUCCCUGUAUUUGAGAAAAAUAUUUAUAAAGUCUCCAUAAGCGAAAGUAGCGCACAAGGUGCAUCAGUAAUUAAACUUACUGCAAAAGAUACUGAUGAAGAUCUUAAUGGAGAAGUGGAGUAUUCAUUUGGAACUCACACACCAGAUACGGUUCUAUCUGUGUUUGACAUAGAUUCGUUAACAGGUGAAAUACGACUGACAGGCAAAUUAGAUUUUGAAACAAAUGCUAAUUUUGAAAUUGACAUCAGUGCAAAAGACAAAGGGACACCGAGAAUGGAAGGACAUUGUACUCUCCAUGUUGAAGUGUUAGAUGUUAACGAUAAUGCUCCAAAUAUAUUUCUGACUUCCAAACCAAACUCUGUGCCCGAAGACUCACCAAGUGGUACUGUCGUAGCUUUAAUAAGUGCCAGAGACCUUGACUCCGGGGACAAUGGUAAAGUGACAUUACAAGUUCAUCAAGGUUCUCCUUUUAAUCUGAAACCUUCUUUUUCUGAUAAUUACGCACUGGUUACCGACGGCACUUUAGAUAGGGAGACUUUCUCAGAGUAUAAUAUUGUGAUAAAAGCCACCGAUUUAGGUUCUCCCCCUCUGUCGACUAAAAGGACAAUUAAUGUCACCGUUACUGAUGUAAAUGACAACCCUCCUGUUAUUCACUCAAAGAACAUAUAGUGUAUAUUUAAAAGAAAAUGGAGUAGCAGGCUCUAUACUGUACUCAGUAUCAGCAUCUGAUCUGGAUAUUGGUGAAAACGCAAAGAUCUCUUACUCUAUACUGGACUCUAAAGUUCAAGACGUGUCUGUCUCGUCUUAUGUUUACAU